This is a messenger RNA of Acanthosepion pharaonis, 768 nucleotides long. NCBI's taxonomy places the organism in Eukaryota, Metazoa, Mollusca, Cephalopoda, Sepiida, Sepiidae. The record is from the annotation of a GenBank genome assembly.
AUGUCCGGAUACUGUUUUUGUCGCCUUACACGUUAUUCUCGUCGGAACAGCAUGGACGAGAUGUAUAACGAGACUGAAGACAAAGGAAAAUCGCCUUCGAGUAUCUGUGUAGAAUGUGCGCAAGAAUUAUCUAUCUAUCUAUCUAUCUAUCUAUCUAUCUAUCUAUCUAUCUAUCUCAGUCUAUCUAUCUAUCUAUCUAUCUAUCUAUCUAUCUAUCUAUCUAUCUAUCUCAGUCUGUUUUAUCUAUCUAUCUGUCUAUCUAUCUAUCUGUUUUAUCUAUCUUUUAUCUAUCUAUCUCUAUCUAUCUCACUCUCUAUCUAUGUGUUCCUUAAUUUUAUCUAUCUAUCUAUCUAUCUAUCUAUCUAUCUAUCUAUCUAUCUAUCUAUCUAUCUAACCUUACCUAUGUUAUCUAUCUAUCUAUCUUACCUUAUCUAUUUCUCUCAAUCUAUGGGUCUAUUAAUUUUAUCUAUCUAUCUAUCUAUCUAUCUAUCUAUCUAUCUAUCUAUCUUACCUUAUUUAUCUCUCUGUAUUUAUGGGUCUAUUAAUUUUAUCUAUCUAUCUAUCUAUCUAUCUAUCUAUCUAUCUAUCUAUCUAUCUAUCUAUCUAUCUGUUGGGCGAACCCCACAAUACUAUCUAUCUAUACUUACCUAUGUUAUCUCUCUAUCUACCUUAUCUAUCUAUCUAUCUAUCUAUCUAUCUAUCUAUCUAUCUAUCUAUCUGUCUGUAUGUCUGUGUUAUCUACAUAUCUUUCCUAUCUAUCUUAUCUGA